Capsicum annuum is the source of this 409-nucleotide messenger RNA. RefSeq names its product aquaporin PIP2-1-like. Gene Ontology annotation, molecular function: water channel activity. Gene Ontology annotation, biological process: transmembrane transport. Gene Ontology annotation, cellular component: plasma membrane. Lineage: Eukaryota; Viridiplantae; Streptophyta; Magnoliopsida; Solanales; Solanaceae. The record is from RefSeq and is a predicted model, not a curated record.
UACCCCCUUUCAUUCACCAUUUAACUCCACCACAAUCAACUUUUACACAUUUCUCUCAUAACUCUAAAGCCCUCAAAAAACAAAUAUUACAUUCCUUACAAAUGGCUAAGGACAUUGAGUAUGGAAAUGACCAAUAUGCCCCUAAUAAGGACUACCAAGAUCCACCUCCAGCACCACUUAUUGACCCUGAGGAACUUGGAAAAUGGUCUUUUUACAGAGCUAUUAUUGCUGAAUUUAUUGCCACACUUUUGUUUCUAUAUAUAACUGUCCUCACUGUGAUUGGCUACAAGAGCCAAAGUGACACCAAACAUAAUGGUGACCAAUGUGGUGGUGUUGGUAUUCUUGGCAUUGCUUGGGCCUUUGGUGGCAUGAUUUUCAUUCUUGUUUACUGCACUGCUGGCAUUUCUGG